ACUAAACAAUUAAAUCUCGGCUUCAAUCACAAGACAAAAGUUGCUUUUGCACAUAUAAAACAACUAAAAUAAUUCCCACCCACCAAUUAAUCUUCUUCUUUCUCUAAAAUAUCCUCUCUAUAUGGCCAAUAAUGGCCUUAAGCUAACCAUUUUAUUUCUUUUCAUCAUAACAUAUGAGUAUUGUUCCACUCAUGUCAAACUACCUACCUUCACCAAUACUUCAACUAGAUCAACCUAUCUUAUCAAAGAUGUUUUUAUUCUAGCCGGCCAAAGCAACAUGGCCGGACGGGGCGGGGUGAUUGACAAAAACUGGGACGGGAUAAUCCCGCCAGAAGUCAAGCCCCGCCCCGGAAAGAUUCUACGGUUAGGUGGUGAUCUAACAUGGGAAGAUGCACAUGAACCACUUCAUAUAGAUAUUGAUGUGAACAAAACUUGUGGGGUGGGGCCAGGGAUGGCGUUUGCGAAUGCGGUGUUGAGAGGCGAUCCAAGGCGGUUUCGGGUGGUUGGUUUGGUGCCUUGUGCAAUUGGAGGGAGUGGGAUAGGAGAGUGGUCCCGCGGCGGUAGGCUUUACGACGAGUUGACGCGUAGGGCGGCUGCCGCGGGGGAAGGUGGUGGAGAGAUUAGGGGCGUGUUGUGGUUUCAAGGGGAGAGAGAUACGUUGAAUAUAAGUGAUGCUGAAUUGUAUAAAGAGAGAUUGAGGAAAUUGUUUAUUGAUUUGAGAACUGAUUUGAAGUCUCCUUUGCUACCCGUUAUUCAGAGCGGUCUUGAUCCCCUCAUGGACGCUCACGAAUGGAACGAGUCGUUGGAUCGAAUCAUAUCAACGAUUGCUGAGAUGAUCGAUCUUCUCAAAAACGAGUCCCGGAGAUGGGCAACUUCACCCAUUUUUUCUACACCGCUACCGUCACCCGCUGCCGCAUCACCACCACCAACUUUCGCUCCCGUGCCUACACUUCCACCACCCGUUUCCGCCACCCCACCAACUGCAUCAAAAACAGCCUCAAAACCCGUACUACCAACACCGACAUCCGCCUCAAAAUCUGUCCCAAAACAGGCGGCCUCAACCAUACCUUUAGUCAUGCCAAAACCCACAAUCACAAUUCUUCAUACUCGGUUGAGGAAGGCUGGGAAUUCAUUGCCGACAGAGAAGAACAUGAUACUGGUCAAAGGUGUGAUAGAGAAACGUGAAUGGCGACCACCGUGGCACUUCACUACGACUUAUCCGAAUGUCGUUGGACACACCGAAUGGCGGCCGCCAUGGCGCAACAUCAAGUUCCUUCUGUGUUUAUCCUUGAGGACAAGGAUAGUUCGAGUGGGGUGGAUUGUUAUGUAUCUUAAGAUCCGGUUGAUAACCCAUUGGAUGAUCAAGAUGACAAGGUUUGAGGAUUACAGCACGUGAGAUUAAUAAACUGUUACUUAGUCAUUGUUGGUUCCAAGAAUAACGGAGGUGGGAAUGCCCAUUAUCCUUGUUUAUUUCCAUUUUAUUAGAGUAGUGAGUUUAGGUAGUUAUCUUUGUGGUUAAACCUAUAAAAUGACAUGUAUGUUUAUUGUUUUAGGAGGAAUGAAAAUUAGUCUAAAAUUCUCUCUAAA
Molecule: messenger RNA, 1587 nt
Organism: Helianthus annuus (common sunflower)
Lineage: Eukaryota; Viridiplantae; Streptophyta; Magnoliopsida; Asterales; Asteraceae
Product: probable carbohydrate esterase At4g34215
Exons: 2
Coding region: 122-1396 (424 amino acids)
Source: RefSeq, a predicted model, not a curated record